Molecule: messenger RNA, 570 nt
Organism: Emiliania huxleyi CCMP1516
Lineage: Eukaryota; Haptophyta; Isochrysidales; Noelaerhabdaceae
Exons: 1
Coding region: 1-570 (189 amino acids)
Cellular component (GO): cytosol
Molecular function (GO): deaminase activity
Source: RefSeq, a predicted model, not a curated record
AUGCGAGCGCUGUUCGCCGCGACCACCGCCGGCUUCGCCGCCGCCCUGGUCCUGAGGAGCUGGCUGCGCCGCACGAUUCUGCUGCGGCGCAUUCCAGAGAGCGUGGAGCUCGAAGGAUGUGGCGUGGUUGCCGUCUCGACACAGAGCUGCGGAUCCAACACACUCGUCACCCUCGACUGGAGCAAGGUGUUUGGGACCCUGCCGUUCAAGAUCCCAUUCUGCUCAGCGGUCCUCACCGAGGACGGCACCAUUUACGUGUCCGGCUCCAUCGGCCUGGCACCGCCGUCCUCCGGAGGUCCGCCCAGCAUCGUGCCGGGUGGGCCCAAGCCAGAGAUGCUGCGAACGAUGCAGAUCGUCGAGGCGUGUCUGAAGGCGUGCGGCGCUGAUGUCCAGGACAUCACCAUGGCUCACUGCUACCUGGUAGACAACACAAAGGAGCGCUUUGGCGAGAUGAACGCGGCGUAUCUCGAGUUCUUCGGAACGAGGCCGCUGCCGGCGCGCAUCACCGUCGGCUGCUCCGCGCUGGCGCUCGGCUCGUGCGUCGAGGUGGACGUGAUUGCAAAGGCGUAG